GUUAUAGGCUUUGAUAUUGAAAUUUCACUGGUUUGCAAUAAAACAGAUAUAUCGGUUACGUUCAACAAAUGAAAUAAUUGAGCGUCUGUUAAAUACAUAUAACCAUUUUGGAAAUUAAAAGAAAAUGUGAAAAUUUAUUUAAGAGUAAAAAACCAGCUUUUUAUGGUGUGUUAACAUGCUGUAUACGUUGUAGCUAAAUUAAGAGAUACGGGAUUUGACAAAUUUAAGUCAAAUCAUACAAUGUUGAAAGGUUUAAGAUAAUAACAUAAAUCAGUUAACAUUAAAGCAUGUUUAUGUUUACAUAUGAUUUGAUACUCUUGUUUUAUCAUAUCAAUUAUCUACAUUAGUUUUGCUGUUCGAAAACGAAAGAGGAAUUAAAUCAAUUUUGUUAUAUAUGUAGUAGGUGGUCAGCAACUUUUUUUUAGUGAAACAGACAUAUAUAAUACGGUGGCAGAAUAUGGAUCAUUGUGCUGGACCCAUUUACCUUGAAUCAGUAUGGUUGAUGGCAUUCAUUUUUGUAUCAAUCAUUGCAAUAUGUACGUUGAAGAGCCUCAGAUGCUACACGCUAGUUUUCAAAAAAUGGUUAAAGUUAAGCAGUAGACCACAGUGUUUAUUACCGGUGAUAUCGAGCACAUCAGAAGAGUACGAGGAAUUGCGCAGUCCGGCAUGUUGUGAUGCAAGAGAGAGACUCCAUGAAGAUAACAUAAAAUGGAUGAGUGAGAUGUCAAGCCUACAAGAUGAAUUAAGGAAGAAGGACGAUGCCUUGAAACAGUUCAAGGAAGCUGAAGCAGACUGGAAGAGAAAUAUGUCACGUUUACAAGAUGAACUUACAAAUGAACAACAACAGAAGGAGGAUGCCUUAAAACGACUAAGUGCGAUAAUGUCGAGCCGUUUAAGGGACGGUAAUCCUAACGUAGCAGAUCUUAACGAUCAAAAUCGUCCAACCAAAGUGGGGGAACAGUUUUCAGAACUUUACGACAAUCAAUGGACAGAUGCUUAUGGUGCUAUCAACAUUUUUUUCGGGAAUUCUUUAGCAGAGAGUCAGAUAAUCCAGAUUCUUCUAGAAAUUUUAGAGCAUUGUUAUACAGAAUGUAAAAUCAUAUCAGAAGACCAGAUGCACCAACUCAAUAACAACGUGGCAAGUAUUGCGGAUGUUAUUACAAGGAAACACAACAGACUUCGGACUGAUCUGAUGCAACGCAUAAAAGAAGAAAGGAAAAUGUUUGCUCUCGAUCAGGUUCCAGUAUUAGAAUCGAUCCUACGCAGUCUUAAGAGUAAAUUUUCUUCGAAAUACCAGGACCAGAGAUUUCAAGAUGAUCCGAUUAUUAUAACGUUUGUACAGGAGUGUUUGAAGCUAUCGUGGCUGAUGGUUACACAAGACCCACCCAUGGCAAUUAUUCUAAAAAAACCCGAAGCGAGUUUUAAUAAUUUAAGCCAUAAACAAAACUUUGAGGAAGUGUUUUAA
Ruditapes philippinarum (Manila clam) is the source of this 1465-nucleotide messenger RNA. RefSeq lists its product as uncharacterized. Bases 458 to 1465 code for a protein of 335 amino acids. The record is from RefSeq and is a predicted model, not a curated record. Lineage: Eukaryota; Metazoa; Mollusca; Bivalvia; Venerida; Veneridae. The transcript has 9 exons.